Molecule: messenger RNA, 1793 nt
Organism: Cajanus cajan (pigeon pea)
Lineage: Eukaryota; Viridiplantae; Streptophyta; Magnoliopsida; Fabales; Fabaceae
Product: F-box/FBD/LRR-repeat protein At3g14710
Molecular function (GO): protein binding
Source: RefSeq, a predicted model, not a curated record
UUUUUCUUUUUCAGUUGUUAAAAGUUUGCGGUAAGCUCCUAGAAAUUAAAUCUUAUAAGAAAUGAAAGUUGCAAUUUUCUCAUUUUCUUUUCUAGUGAGCAUAAUUUCUCAGUUUAAUCUUACCUAACUCACUAUUCUGUUUCUGACACAAUUUAAACAUAACCCAAAUGGGAAAAAUUAUGCAAUAGUUUUAUCUCCUCUGUUUCAUGUUAAAUAACUUUGUGGUAUUACUAAACGGUGCAUGCUUACAUAAAUCUGUUUUAUUUCCUUUGCAAUUAUUGAUCUAUGGACGAUAUGUGAAACUUGAAACCUCUGGGAAUCGUGCACCAGGUGUUUGAAAAUAUGAAUUCAAUUAUUUCAACUCAGAAUAGUGAAACAAUACAAAGGUCUCCUACUGAGGAAACUGUGGUUGAAGGGGAAGAUAUAAUCAGCAAGUUGCAUGAAAGCAUUCUUGGUCAAAUCUUGUCUUUUCUUCCAACUAUUGAGGCAGUCCGCACUAGUGUGCUAUCAACAAGGUGGAUUCAUGUUUGGAAAUCCAUCACAGGCAUACAAUUUAACGAUGCUUUGCACUGUUUUGGGAAGAAGAUGCCAAAAGAACAAUUUGUGUGCUCUGUAAAUAGGGUGGUUCUUCACUUUGCCAAUUCAAUUGUCAAAAGCUUCUCUCUUUGUUUAACAAGUUAUCAUUAUGAUUCAUCCCUGGUAAGUUCAUGGAUCUCCUCUAUCUUGGAAAAGAGUGUUCAAAAACUUCAUAUUCAGUAUGCUGAUAAAAUCCUCUUUCCUUCCCAAACCCUCUUUAGUUGCAGCUCUCUAUUACAAUUGGUGCUUCAAAUGAGAUGUACUCUUAGUGUUCCAAUCUUUGCUUCUCUCCCAAACCUUCAAAGUCUUAGCCUUUCUGGGAUCAGGUUAGUGAGUGAAUCCUCCAAUUACUCAGAAGAUAUAAUUCUUAGAUUCCCACUUCUCAAAGUGUUUGAAGCCAGAGGAUGUGAGUGGCAAACUAAGCAGAACAUUAGUAUAGAAGCACCUCUACUUGAAAGGUUUUCUGUAGCAUCAUGGAGAUCUGUGUCAAAUGAAUCACAUAAAUCUUCCAUAAAGAUUGUUGCUCCCUAUCUAGCAGAUUUCUCUUAUGAGGGUGAUCUUGAGCAGGAUAUCAUUCUAUUGAAUUCUUCAUCAGUUCGUAGUGCAUCCGUUGUGAUUGUUAUUGAUGAAGACAAAAUGGAAAGAAUAGAAAAACUUGGGUUUCAAGUGCAUAAGCUUCUUGCACAAAUCCGCGAAGUGGAACAAAUGAAGUUAUUGUUUUACAAGUUUUUGAUGCAUGCCAAGGAUAUUUUCACCCAUCUACCUACUUUUGGGAGGCUGACUUAUCUUCAACUAAAUGAAGUCACUGGUGAAGCUCUGCUAAACAUUCUUCACAAUUCUCCAAUUCUUAACACUCUUGUUUUACAAAAUGGAGUAUCUGAAUUAAAUAAAGAUGUCUUGGCUUCUGCAUCAGUGCGUCAGUGCUUCCUGACUAGCUUCAAAGUUUUUCAGUUUAAGGAAUUUAAUGGGCAUGAGAAUGAGCUUCUUUUGACAAAAUUUGUGAUGGAAAAUGCAGCAAUCUUGGAGAAACUGACUAUACGCACAGCUUUUUGGCUACGGUAUUCAGAUACUGACAUGAAGAAAGUGAAGAAGGAUAUACUCUCUAUUCCUAAGUGUUCCAACUUUGUCAUGAUAGAAUUUUCUAAUGUUAAUUGUUCCUAAAGUCCCUACCAUUUUUCUAUUUUGACUCCAGCAUAUCAAUGUAAAAAAAUAAAACU